Messenger RNA from Ixodes scapularis (black-legged tick), 678 nucleotides. RefSeq lists its product as uncharacterized. Bases 1 to 678 code for a protein of 225 amino acids. The transcript has a single exon. The record is from RefSeq and is a predicted model, not a curated record. NCBI's taxonomy places the organism in Eukaryota, Metazoa, Arthropoda, Arachnida, Ixodida, Ixodidae.
AUGGGCUACACGAAGGCGCCGAACGUGUCCAGUGUAAGAUGGGGGAGAGACAACGGGGUAAACGCCAAGAAUUGCUUCAUCAAUGACGAAGGACCUAAGCAUAAGCGCUUCGAGGUCACAAGUUGUGGCUUGGUCGUAGAUGAAAAGAGGCCCUACUUAGGUGCUUCUCCUGAUGGGAUAGUAUCUUGUAGCUGCUGCAAAGAUGCGGUAUUAGAAAUCAAAUCUGCGGCAUCAUGUGCACACCUAAACAUUGAUGCCGCCAAGAAGCUACUGUCCUACCUUGACAAUGAUGCUCAUCUGAAAGAGAGCCAUUUAAAUUAUGCACAGGUACAGAUGCAGAUGGCACUAACGAAAACUACCAGAACAUUCUUCGUAGUGUACACACAAAAAAAAAAAAAAGAUUUUAAUGUGGAGGAAGUGGCGUUUAACGAGAGCUUCUGGGUCGCAGCGGUCAACAAGGCUGAAGAGUUUUACUUCUCCUACAUUUUCGCGGAAAUACACAGUCGAGGUUUACUGAACAAGUUCACAGAGGCAAACACUGUGUGUGUUUGUAAAAGCCGCAAGUCUGGAUCUGUCUUAAGGUGUGAAUCGUGCGCUGUAGCCGUUCACAUGAGAUCUGUAAAAUUGAAACGAAUGCCUAGAACAUGGGUGUGCUCGGAUUGCUGCAUGCAAGAAUAG